Messenger RNA from Pogona vitticeps (central bearded dragon), 3717 nucleotides. RefSeq names its product extended synaptotagmin 1 (gene ESYT1). Gene Ontology annotation, molecular function: phosphatidylethanolamine binding; phosphatidylinositol binding; phosphatidylcholine binding. Lineage: Eukaryota; Metazoa; Chordata; Lepidosauria; Squamata; Agamidae. The record is from RefSeq and is a predicted model, not a curated record. Gene Ontology annotation, biological process: lipid transport. Gene Ontology annotation, cellular component: endoplasmic reticulum membrane.
CCCGCCGCGCCUCCGGGUUCCCUGACUGCAGGCGCUCGGGAGUAGCUGGCUUCGCCGCAGUCCGGGGGGCUCCUGGCGGCUCUUGUCCGGGCGACUCCUGGGAGAGCUAUGGAGCCGGACCGCGAGCAGGACACUGCGGCCCCGGAUCCGGGCCCGGAGGUCCCCGCUGGCCCCAGCACCGGAUCUGGCUCCCGUUUGCCGGGAGGCAUCGGUUCCGCAGAAGCCCUGGCGGCGCUUGGCGCGAUCGGGCGGCGGUUGCUUUGGCUGCUCCCCGUGUAUCUGGCGGGCCGGGCCGGGCUGAGCCUGGGCUUCGUGGUGGCCGGCGUGGCUCUUUACAUGGGCUGGCGGAGUCGGCGGCUGAGCAAAGAGCGAUCGCUGCGGGCGGCGGGGUUGCUCCUGGGCGACGAAGAGGCGACGGUGAGCGCCACCCAUUUGGGCCGAAGCCUGGGCCAGCAAGAGCUGCCCGCCUGGGUCAGUUUCCCAGAUGUCGAGAAAGCAGAGUGGCUCAAUAAGAUUCUGGCCCAGGCUUGGCCCUUCUUUGGUCAGUACAUGGAGAAGCUGCUGGUAGAGAAUAUCGCUCCAAGCAUCCGGGCCUCCAACACCCACCUCCAGACCUUCACUUUCACCAAGGUUGACCUGGGAGAGAAGCCCCUCAAAGUCAUUGGAGUGAAGGUCCACACUGGCCUCAACAAGAAGCAAAUCUUGCUGGACCUAAACAUCAGCUACGUGGGUGAUGUUCAGAUUGAUGUAGAGGUGAAGAAAUUUUUCUGCAAGGCUGGUGUGAAAGGCAUGCAGCUCCAUGGUAUGCUGCGAGUCAUCCUGGAACCCCUCAUUGGCAAUGUCCCAAUUGUGGGGGCGCUCACCAUGUUCUUCAUCCGCCGGCCAACUCUGGACAUUAAUUGGACUGGCAUGACCAACCUUCUGGACAUCCCUGGACUGAGUUCAAUGUCUGACACCAUGAUCAUGGACUCCAUUGCCUCUUUCCUGGUCCUCCCCAACCGCUUGCUCAUCCCAUUGGUUCCUGAUCUCCAUGAAGCCGCCGAGCUCCGCUCCCCAAUUCCUAGGGGUGUCGUCCGUGUCUAUCUGAUGGAGGCCAAGGACCUGCAGUCCAAGGAUAAGUACAUCAAAGGGAUGAUUGAGGGCAAAUCAGACCCAUACGCCGUUGUGCGUGUGGGAACCCAGGUCUUCACCAGCAAAGUCUUGGAUGAAGACCUCAACCCCAAGUGGAAUGAGAUGUAUGAGUUCAUUGUACACGAGGUCCCGGGGCAGGAACUGGAGGUGGAGCUGUUUGACAAGGACCCCGAUCAGGAUGACUUCUUGGGCAGGAUGAAGCUGGACUUUGGGGAGGUGAUGCAGGCCCGUGUGCUAGAGGAGUGGUUCCCCUUGCAAGAUGGUGGCCGGGCUCGUGUGCGUUUGCGCCUGGAGUGGCACACACUUAUGUCAGAGGCCUCCAAGCUGGAUCAAGUUCUUCAGUGGAACAAAACAAUCUCCUCCAAACCGGAGCCUCCAUCCGCAGCCAUCUUGGUUGUCUAUCUGGACAGAGCACAAGAACUUCCGUUGAAGAAAUCAAGUAAGGAGCCCAAUCCUAUGGUACAGCUCUCCAUCCAUGAUGUUACCCGGGAGAGCAAGGUGGUCAACAGCACAGUCUCUCCUGUCUGGGAUGAUGCCUUCCGUUUCUUCCUGCAGGACCCAACUGCUGAAGACAUUGAUAUACAGGUCAAAGACGAUAACCGACAGACGACCCUGGGCUCCCUCACAAUCCGCUUGUCCCGCCUCUUGAAUGCUGACAAUCUGACCCUUGACCAGUGGUUUCAGCUCGAGAACUCAGGGCCCAACAGCCGCAUCUAUAUGAAACUUGUUAUGCGGGUCUUGUAUUUGGAAGCCCCUGAGGUCUGCAUCAACCCUCGGCCAUGUCCACCAGGAAAUCUGAAUAUCUCGGAGAGUGCCAACAUUGGUAGCAGUGUUGAUCAGCCUCCUCGGCCCACCACAGCUAGCCCACAUGCUGAGUUUGGCACCGAGAGCAUCAUCCGUAUUCAUCUGCUGGAAGCUGAGAAUCUCAUUGCUAAGGAUAACUUCAUGGGUGGGAUGAUCAAGGGCAAAUCGGACCCCUACGUCAAAAUACGCUUGGGGGGCCAGAAGUUUCGCAGCCGUGUCAUCAAGGAGGAGCUCAACCCCCGCUGGAGUGAGAUCUAUGAGGUCUUGGUGACUAACAUCCCAGGACAAGACGUGGAGUUUGACCUAUAUGAUAAAGAUGUGGACAAAGACGACUUCCUGGGAAGGUGCAAGAUCCCUCUGAGACGAGUGCUGAGCAGCAAGUUUGUCGAUGAGUGGCUCCCUCUGGAAGAUGUGAAGUCAGGGCGUCUUCAUGUGAAGCUGGAGUGUCUGGCCCCGACCCCCAGUGCAGCUGAGCUGGAGCAGGUGCUGAAAGUGAACAGCUUGAUCCAGACACCCAAGAGUGAGGAAUUGUCGUCUGCUCUGCUGUCUGUCUUCAUCGACAGGGCAGCCGACUUGCCGCUACGAAAAGGCUCAAAACUCCCAAGUCCUUACAUCAGCCUUUCUGUCCGGGAUGUCCCCUAUAAGACUAAGGUCUGCCCUCAGUCUGUAGAGCCAAUGUGGGAGGAAGCUUUCUCCUUCCUGAUCAAGAGACCCCAUGCAGAAUCUCUGGAGUUGCAGGUGAAAGAUGAUGGGCACAGCCUGGGUUCGCUGUCCCUCCCGCUUUCCCAGCUGCUGGCGGCAGAUGGGCUUGUCCUUGACCAGUGGUUCCAGCUCAGCAACUCUGCUCCGACUGCCCAGGUCCUGAUGAGGGUGCAGCUUGGGCUCCUGAUCUCUCAGCACUCCGGCGUGGAGUCUUUCCACACUGUCACCACUGAAGAGAAUGAGGGAGGUUCUCACAGAGGGUCUGAGACAGAGCUAUACAUCCGGGAGGAUGGGGACUCUGGCUCCGUGCAUGAGCUUCGCCAUCGUACGCCGCAUGCCAACAGAUCGGAUGAGUGGUCUUGGAGCUUUUUGCCAGAAAGAGACAGACAACGCUUGCUGUUUAUUAAUUUAGAGCUGUCAGACUCACCGUUGGGGCAGCUGCACCUCACCAUCUGGUACAACAUGGAUGCACGCAAGCUGAUUGCCAUCAUCCACGCCUGCAGGAAUCUGAAGUCAAGUGCCAAGGACAUUCCUGACCCCUAUGUCUCCAUGAUCCUGCUGCCUGACAAAUCCCGUGUCACCAAGAGGAAGACGACUGUGAGGAAAAAGACUGUUAAUCCUGAAUUCAAUGAGAAGUUUGAAUGGGAUAUAACCCUGGAAGAAGCUCAGCGAAGGAAGCUGGAGGCCUACAUCAAAAACAGUGUGUCUUUCAUGUCUCGAGGAGAGCCAAUUGGGAAGGUGCAAAUUGACCUCUCACAGAAGGACCUCACUCAGGGUGCUGCCCAGUGGUACGACUUAAAAGAUGACAAAUCCAGCUCUUAGUCUCCAUUAUUCCUCCUUUCUUGAAUUGCAACCCUGCAGGGAGUUAAAAGAGCUGGCAUGAACGCCGCCCCGCCACCACCCUUCACUGCAGGAUCCAGGCUCACUUCCCUCUGCUGGAUGGCCUUUUCCGUAUUUUUUGUUUGUUUGUUUUGUUUUUAACCAAUCGUAGUGUUGUGUUCCUAGAAUCUGCGUUUUCUGUGUGAAGCUGGUAGAGGUGAAGAAAUGACUCUUAGGUGGGUUUUGGAAGAGGGGUCAGAG